Molecule: messenger RNA, 1002 nt
Organism: Heterocephalus glaber (naked mole-rat)
Lineage: Eukaryota; Metazoa; Chordata; Mammalia; Rodentia; Bathyergidae
Source: RefSeq, a predicted model, not a curated record
AUGCAGGAUAUCUGCAAUGAUGUACUGUCUCUUUUGGAAAAGUUCUUAAUCCCCAAUGCUUCACAAGCAGAGAGCAAAGUCUUUUAUUUGAAAAUGAAAGACGACUACCGUUACUUGGCUGAGGCUGCUGCUGGUGAUGACAAGAAAGGGACUGUGGACCAAUCACAACAAGCAUACCAAGAAGCUUUUGAAAUCAGCAAAAAGGAAAUGCAACCAACGCAUCCUAUCAGAUUGGGUCUGGCCCUUAACUUCUCCAUCUUCUAUUACGAGAUUCUGAACUCUCCAGAAAAGGCCUGUUCUCUGGCAAAGACAGCUUUUGAUGAAGCCACUGCUGAACUUGACACAUUAAGUGAAGAGUUAUACAAGGACACCACGCUAAUAAUGCAAUUACUGAGAGACAACUUGACACUGUGGACAUCGGAUAUCCAAGGAGAUGAAGCUGAAGAAGGAGGAGGGGAAAAUUAACUGGCCUUCCAACUUUUGUCUGCCUCAUUCUAAAAUUUACACAGUAGACCAUCUGUCAUCUAUACUGUCCCACAAAUAGUUUUUUGUUUACGGUCUAUGACAGGUUUAUGCUACUUCUAUUUGAAUUUCUAUAUUUCCCAUGUGGUUUUUAUGUUUAAUAUUACGGGAGUAGAGCCAGUUGAUAUUUAGGGAGUUAUCUGUUUUCAUCUUGAGAUGGCCAAUAUGGGGAAGUGGAAUUUUUAUACAAGUUACAAAUGUUUGCCAUAGUACUUUUGGUACACUGAGGCUUCACAAGGGCCAGUGUUAAAACUGCUUCCAUGUCUAAGCAAAGAAAACUGCCUACAUAUUGGUCUGUCCUGGUGGGGAAUAAAACGGAUCAUUGGUUCCAGACACAGGUGUAGUUAUUGUGGGUACUUUAAGGUUUGGAGCACCUCUGAGGCUGUGGUAGAAACAGAUAGCCCAUGGGUCUUCCGUGUAUGGAGGCUUGUGUUUCUGGGGAGUGAGCAGUCUGAGCGCGCACACCUGUGACUGCAGCUG